CGCAGAGUGAUCCUUCCCGCCGUCGUACUCGUCCUGUGUUUGCAAGCCUAUUUGGCGUAGGUUAUCCGUUGGUCCGAAAGAGUGUUCUGUUUUUGGUUGUGCUGAUCGAUACAUCGUAGUUUGAAAAAUGUUCAAGGCAAUUAUCUUCGCGACGCUGUUCGUUGGCGUGUGCUACGCUGGGUUGAUCCAUCACCACCAGGAUGAUGAUGAUGUGUCGGAGACGGAGCAUCAUCACAACAUCGAGCACAAACAUGCGACUUCGCACCAGAGCUUCAAGUUCCAUCACUUCCACGCCGUUCCGGUGUACGUGAAGAAGGAGGAUCAGCAGUUCCUGAAGCAUCCGGUCGAAAUUUCGGGUCUUAAGCAUAACCUCAAGAUUGUUCAUCCAGAAACCGAACAGCAUCACGGUCACGGACUCACUCUGGAGAACCACAGCGAGUUUGAGAGCAAAAUCCACGGAGGACACGGAUACGAUCUGGGCCAUGCCGGUUCGGAGCAUAUUGGCCAGGAGCACUACGGUGGACACGAGUACGAGGCGCAUCAGUUCGGUCAUGAACUGGACGAGCACGAGGAAUAGAAAGGUGCAUUGUGACCGAUUGAAUAGGCCGCUUGGGGCCUGCCCGUGACUACUCCUAAUGUUACGCGGUCGUUACGCAUCGCAUGUGUAAAAUGUGAUAUAGUCAUUUAAUGUUUAAUCAUCCCCAUCCGUUCCAUAAUGGCUCAAGAUCAUAAGUAUUAAUCCAUAUUUCGUCAUUCAUUCGGUAUUCGUUGUUUGUACACGUUGUUGCAAAAAAAUUUUCACAGAACAAUAUUCGUUUCGGAAUUUUACGGUAAAUCAGACGCUAAACACACGGUUCGUCCAUUUGUUUCUGUUACUAGUACGAAUCGAUUUGUGUUUGGUGUUGAUUAUUGCCAAUUUUUUAUGAUACAAUCCAAAUGUAGUUUUCAGUUUAACGCAUUAAGGCGUAGUUUUCAAUUUAAUUUAAUUUCCAAGCAAUUCCUGGCGUAAAGCAGACAGAUAACGACUGAAGAAUGUGAAAGAUUACACCAUCAGUAA
Molecule: messenger RNA, 1057 nt
Organism: Anopheles nili
Lineage: Eukaryota; Metazoa; Arthropoda; Insecta; Diptera; Culicidae
Product: histidine-rich glycoprotein
Exons: 3
Coding region: 128-577 (149 amino acids)
Source: RefSeq, a predicted model, not a curated record